Drosophila serrata is the source of this 1178-nucleotide messenger RNA. It is a transcript of the gene EMC10, whose product is annotated as ER membrane protein complex subunit 10. Gene Ontology annotation, cellular component: EMC complex. The record is from RefSeq and is a predicted model, not a curated record. Lineage: Eukaryota; Metazoa; Arthropoda; Insecta; Diptera; Drosophilidae.
UAAGUAACAUUGCUAAUCAGCUGUCAAUUUGUAAACAUACGGAUUGUGAACGACCCAAAGAGUGGACAGAUAAAACUUUUUUUUGUGAUUAUCUUUUAUUAUUAUUAAGUGUUAUGAUUUGAAUUGAUAAGGUAAAAGCCUUGCUUUAUAUUAAUUCUGUAGCCACAUUGUAGAGGUGGAGAAAAUAGGGAUAGUGAAAUGGCAAUUUGUAUAGAACAGCUAUAUCCAGGAUCCGAUAUUUUCAGUCAGUUAGUUAUUCAAUCGUAUUACCUGGUAGCUACUAAACUCACUAUAUAAAAGGUUGACAGUGUUGGUAUGUUUUAGUAUAUAUUUUGCUGUGGAUUGCGGGAUUUUAAAAAGGUGGACACGCGGUCACACUCUUUUGCUCGGAUGAGCCCUCAUUAAAUUCACAAAUAGAAAAUAAAAAUUUUUCAGGGAAAAUGAAUUUAAAAAUGGAAUUGGUGUUAUUCGCCAUGUUAAGUGCUGUGGUUGGCAGCUGGGCAUUCUUGGAACAUGACAGUUGGAUUACGGUGGAGCUGAAGCACUCGCUUGUGCCCGAUGGCUUCUCCUUCCGCGGAAAUGUGACCAUUCCAAGCUUGAACUCCGGAUUGGCAAAUGUAGCCCAGCCGGCUUUAAGCGAGGCUGAGCUGGACAUGCUUAAGACCCUUGCCCGACAAAACGAAUUCUACCGUCUAAAGGCCACGGUAGUUUACUCAAACGGUGCCAAGGCGCAGUUCAUCACAUCCAACAAAGCUUGUAGGUUGCUGCAAGCACAGUUGAACGACGUGCUUUGGAUCUCGCUCGAUCCCUCUGGAUUCGUCACCGGGAUAACAGUCUCUGAGGACGCAGGCCCUGGCAGCGUUGGCUGUACCCAGGAGGACUUAAACAAGCUAGUAGAAUCACAAUUCAGCACAGAUGUCUUGAUCCGCCACGCAGAGUUGGCUCCUGUGCCAGACACGGCGGGUUUUAUUCAGAAAGUUGAGCGCGAGCGUGAGGCUAGAGAGCGUGGAGAAGUUCGCGACAACCGAGGAUUCUUUGCCAAAUAUUGGAUGUACAUCGUUCCGGUGGUGCUGUUGGUACUAGUUUCGGGAGCCACAAAUCAGGACGGUGCGAAAUAGGCAUGCCAUUGUUUAUAUGUUCCAGUUUAUUUUUCCUAAUAUUAAAUUUUCUAAAUUAAA